Mizuhopecten yessoensis (Yesso scallop) is the source of this 1817-nucleotide messenger RNA. RefSeq lists its product as uncharacterized. Gene Ontology annotation, molecular function: oxidoreductase activity. The coding region runs from base 30 to 827 and encodes 265 amino acids. Lineage: Eukaryota; Metazoa; Mollusca; Bivalvia; Pectinida; Pectinidae. The transcript is spliced from 4 exons. The record is from RefSeq and is a predicted model, not a curated record.
UUUGGAGGUAGGAAAGUGACAAGACCAAAAUGAAAAUUGGUAAAAUUGUGUCAAACUUAAAAUUAGUCGAAGUUACCUGUCAGGAAACUAUAAACAGUAUUCGAGCUGACGUGCAUAAACACAAAUUGCUCAUUUUCAAGAACCAGGGUGUUGUCAGUGGUGACAAGCACGUGGAAAUCAGUAAAUGGUUCGGGGAUUUGGAGUCUACGUUUUACAAACAUCCGAAGUCUCCACAUCCCGACGUUUUCAGGGUGUCUAAUGAUGAGUCUGAGGGCUGUACACGGGUCGGACGCACUGGCUGGCACAUCGACGGCAGCUUUAUGGCUCUGCCAUUUUCAUACUCCAUCUACCAUAUGGUGUCCAUACCUAAAAACGGAGAUACAGCAUUUGUGUCGCUGUCAGACUUGAUUGACAGCCUGUCACCAGAGAAGCGGGCACUUUGGGAGAGAUUGUGGAUGGUCAGUGACCGCAGAGAACAAAUGGAUAAACCUCUAAUUUACUCCCACCCAGUCACCAGAGCUCCAACACUGUGUUUCCAUUUGGGUAUGACUGAGGGAUUUCUGAUGGACAAAGGUACAGAAGAGGAGCGAUACACCUCUGAGGGGGAGACAAUGAAGAUUCUAAAGGAUAUACAUCAGGAAAUCGUCAAGGACAACCGACGCCUCAUUUAUUCCCACAAGUGGGAGGAGGGAGAUUUUAUUAUAUCUGAUAACCUGGCUGUAGGUCACGAGGCGACACCCGAGACACAGUACCCCGUGUCUGAGGUGGGGCUACGCAUCCUCCACCGUACCACGAUCAAAGGCACAGCCUUUCCCUCUAAAUCCUGACAGGAAGACGGGUGAUCAGUGACCGGAAUAAAUUGCUUAAAUUAAUAUCCUGCGCUUUGCUAAUUAUUGGAAUACACUGAUGUUGAUGUUCCAACUGGCUCCUUCAAAUUAUAAAACAGUUAAAGAGUCAGAUUUGAUUUUAACAUGAGUCAGAUUUAAUUUUAACAUGCAUAUUGUGUUUUUGAAUAAGCCCUUGCACUGUGAUACUUAAUGCAGUUAUGAAUAUGUUAAGUCUGUACAUGUAUGUGAGAGAGUGUGUUUUAGAACUAUGUUGUAUAUAAAGACACAUCAGCUUUAAAUAAUAGAUCAGGCCUCCUUCAUUAUAUGUAAGAUAAUUUAAGAUAGCUUAGUUAUAAGAGCAUAACUGCCUUUCAUUUUCAUAUAUAAAAUGCAUUGUGUUGCAUCAACCAGCCAAAUGUAUUGUGGUAUCAAACAAAAGGCCCAUGGGGCUGUAUUGCUAUCUUCUAGAAUUAUAAGUGUCCCUUGAUUUAAAUACCAAAUCAGGGAGUCUAAUGCACAAGUGUACAAUGUGCAAUUGAAAACGGACUUUCAGUUAUUAUUUUACUAAAUAGUAUAACACUGUUAUUGAAAUUUAGUUAGUAUUAUUUUACUGGAUAUUAUCACUGUUAAAUUAUUACAUUUGAGCAGACUACUACAAAGGCAUAGCACAGUGUACCAAUAUCAUACAGAUAGAGAUGUCCCGAAGUGCUAAGAUGGCCUGAAUGAUUUUGUGUUUCAGGAUUCUAACUCAAAGGUCAAAGUUGCUGUUGGUCUCACUAACAAGUGUGGCAUUGAAGGCAUUCAAUCUCCAAAUGGGCACGGACCGCUUUUAAUGUCGGCACAUUCUGUUGAUGCAUCUGGUUGUAGUUCUUGAAAGUGAUGUGCCAAUUUAUCAAAAAAGUUGUAAUAAGUUUUAAAUACAAACAGAUCUUUUUAAAUUUUGUCAUUGGAAGGUUUUUAUUGUCACAUUAAAGCAUUUGUUGAAUAUGU